AUUUCUAUGGCAACUUGGGGAAAGCGGGUUUAGUCUGUCGCCAAGCUCACAACACUUACAGCGGCCAAAUAUUCGAUCAAGUACACCAAAAUUGUGUUCAUAAGGGUAUUGAUUCUUGUUUAGAAUGGCGUCAGAAGAAGAUGGUCCCAAAAUAAGACCACCAGAACAUGUCAACAUAACUGUUCUCAGAGCAAGAAACUUAAGAGGCUCAAAAGGAGAGACCCUGAAUUCCUUGGUACGUGUUGAAUACAAUAACCAAAGUUUAGGUGAAUCGCCAAAGGUGGAAUCUUCUGCAGACAUAGCAGCUGAAUACAAUUAUAAUGCCAGAUUUGAAUGCACCUUUGAUGAUCCAUUGACAUUGGAUGAAAUAUCCUAUAAACCAGUGCUUGUUUCUGUGAUAGAAGUUCUCCCAAAAGAGAAAAAACAGAAAGAAGAGAAAACAGUUGCACUUGGACAGAGCACUGUUGAUUUGUUACCAUUGUUGAGAGGUGAAACCAAAUACAAGUGUACUUUAGUUGUACAUCCACUAACAGGAUCACCAUUGGAAAAUGCUCCACCUGACCAAGCAAAGGCGGAAAUGGAUGUUGUUGUGUCUGUCAAUGAACCAUUGCUUACUGAAGAACAGUUAAAAGAUUGUAACUUAUUAACAGUCUCUGUGGAAUCGGCAUAUUCUGUUCCUGAACCAUGGAAUCCAACAGGACCAGCCUUUAUCUAUAAUGUAACACUGCCAGUUCCAAUAACAGCAGAUAGAGAAACUACAGUUGUAGCUACCAAUGGUUUGCUCAAAGCAGGUACAGAUAAAGACAUGCCAAGCAGACAAAAGAAAUGGUGUGUUCCUGGUACUGCACAAGGUGGUGCAACUUAUAUUCCAGACAGCUGGAAUAUGGAGAGGAGGUGUUAUAUGGAUUCCAAUGCUGUGCAAAGUUUUCAGAAUAAGAUUGCGCAAACCAGAGUUUGGCCAGUUGAGAUAAUGAGAACUCCUGUUCCAACAGCUUCCAAAGGCAAGGGUAAAACAGGCAGCGCAACUGCACGCGAAGACGAUCAUCAAAUUUAUUUUCAUGGUGUGGCAUAUGUAAAUUUGGCUCCAUUACUCUACCCUGGAGUUAAAAAGAUUCGUGGUGCAUAUAAAAUCAUGGCUUUCAGUGAUCAAGAAAUAUUUGAAAAGACUAAACGCAAAGGUGGUCUUGCUGAGGAGGCUGUUCGUGUUGCUACGUCUAUGAAUAGAAAUGCUUCACCAUUCAUGAAGGGUGGUAAGGCAGCUAAAGAAGAUAAACCAGGCAAAGAAAAAGAUAACAAGAAGCAACAGCCAUCAUCCAUGCUCAAACCCACAUCAGAUACAGGUUCUGAAACUGAUGUUUUACCACCACAAAAUGUUGAGGGCAUGAUGUAUGUUGAAGCUAAGUCAUAUCUUAUGCUAGAGAUCACCCUACACAGACCAUUGGUACCCAAGAGAGCUCCAGAAAUAUUGGCAAAAAAAGUUGCUGAAUUAAUUCCACCUAGACCUUUAUUUCCAAGAAGAACUAAUGGUGCAGAGAGGGCUGUGGAUGAUUUCCAUCAUCAAAUUGCAGGUGUUGGAAACCUGGUUCUUGAAGAGUUCAGGUCAUUGUUUUCAGAUCAGUUAAAACUUGGUGAGCUGCCAAGUGGUACUGAACCAUCUGAUGAAAGAAGGCGUAAACUACUCUAUGAACUAAAUACUUCUGGGAAAUAUUUUGCAUUUAAAGAACAGCUCAAGCAUUCUGUUGUGAAAAUUGUACGUGAGAAAUAUCUGAAAACAACAUCAUUUGAUGACAAAGAAGAGCUGCAGACAUUCCUGAGUCAGCUGUAUGUGUUCCUAAUAGAUCAAAUGCAUGUAGGCCUGGGUCAGGUAUUAUCUUUGGAAGAUGAGACUCCUGUCCCACCACCAAUCACUGACAAUUCACAGCUCAAGCAUUUUGCUAGGGAAGCUGAAGUCAACGAAAACUUUGAACUUGCGUCAAAGUACUAUCAAGAGAGAAUUGCUCGAAAUAGAAAUGAUGCAGAUGCUUGGUUUGACUAUGGUACAUUCUGUCUCUUAGUAGGAGAUGCUGCCAAGGCUGAAGAGUGUUUUAAGGAGACUGUGUCUAUAAACCAACAACAUGUAUAUGGAUUAUUGUUAUAUGGUAUUGUAUGUGCUAUGGAAGAAAGGAAUGAUGUUGCUGAGACAUUCUUUGAAGCUGCUACUAAUGUGGAUCCUAGUAGUACAUUAGCAUGGACAUUACUAGGUCUCUUCUAUGAUGGUGUAGAGAAUGAUAUCCAAGCAGAAUUUGCUUUCUUAGAAGCCAACAGAAAAAACAUUGCUAAUGCAGCAGCAAAGAUGAAAUCUUUACCACCUGAUGAACUGUAUAAAGAACAUAGUGUCAUUGAAGUGGAAGAUGCUGAGAGAGAAAAAUUAAAAACACCAGCUACACCAUCAGAAAGUGGAAAAUCUCACAAAUCUACAUCUAAAGACAAAGCAGCAAGUGUGGCAUCAGGCAAGAAAAAACUCUCAAUUUCAUCCAAAACAGCUCCAGAAGGUGUCCAGAGGAAACAGAGUGCCCAGAGUAACAGAGCAGCAAGUCAAGUUGCUGAUGGUAGUAGACAGCCUACACCAACAGGAGAAGAAGAUAUACCACCCAGAGAACCUACACCAGUACCAGAUACAAGUGUUUUUAUGAUUGCUGUGGAUUUCUUGCUGGAAGUGAAAGCACAUCAGUUUUGUGAACGUGCAUUGUCACAUGAACUGCUCUCUCCUACCGGUGGUCCAAGUGCACCUUACUAUGUAGCACUAGCACGUCUAAAAUUACAGAAGAAAGAACUUGGUGAAGCUGAGGAAAGUCUACGAGAGGCACUUGUUCUGGAUCAUCAGGAUCCAGAUGCUUGGUCCAUUCUUGGUCAUCUCCAGUACUUAGUGGGUAAUAUUGCAGAAGCUAAGGGCUGCUAUGAAAGAACAUUAUCGUUUGUUGCUGAUGCACGAGAAAUGCACUCCAUCUUUCUUAGAUUGGCUUCAAUCUAUCUGCAGGAAGAGAAGUAUGAAGAUGCCAAAAAUACUUUCCUACUUGCCUGUAAGAAAUCACCAUCAUGUGUGUCCUGGCUAGGGGUUGGAAUUGCUUGUUACAGGUUGGGUGAGCUGUCUGAAGCAGAGGAUGCAUUAUCAGAAGCCAAUAUUCUAAAUAACACAGAUGCUGAAGUGUGGGGUUACCUGUCUUUGGUAUGCUUGAAAACAGCCAGGCAAUUGGAAGCUGAACAAGCUUAUAAAUAUGCUCUUAAAGUGGGUUUACAAGAUGAAAAUCUUUUGGAAGAAAUUCACAAUGUGCAAGAAGAAAUUGGUUUUGGGAAUCCACAAUUUUGAUUUAGCAAGUGAACAAAGUGAUAUUAUCUACCCCAUCCAUAGAUUAUAGAACCACAUACUUUUGUAUUAUAGAUCUGUGUUUAUUUUGUUGUGCUGAUUUGAAUCAACUAUUUGCGAAAUCUCAUGCCUAGCAGCCAUCUAGUGUUUUAACUGUAUUUUCAUUUCCAGAACUUGAUGUUUAUGGAUAUAGUUAUUUCAAAACUAAAUGCUAUUCCCCAG
Saccoglossus kowalevskii is the source of this 3565-nucleotide messenger RNA. Its product is annotated as cilia- and flagella-associated protein 70-like. The record is from RefSeq and is a predicted model, not a curated record. Gene Ontology annotation, biological process: cilium assembly; cilium movement. Gene Ontology annotation, cellular component: motile cilium; extracellular exosome. NCBI's taxonomy places the organism in Eukaryota, Metazoa, Hemichordata, Enteropneusta, Harrimaniidae. Gene Ontology annotation, molecular function: protein binding.